AUGAAGCAGAAUUUGGUUUGGUUGAUCAGCCUUGGUUCUACGAGCUUUGCUGCCACGUUUGAUCCGUUGGAGCAUCUGGGUGCCAAUUCUCCAUGGUUUGCUGGUCCAAAUGUGAACAAGAUAUCUUCUGAUAUUCCUGACGGCUGCUCUGUUGACCAAGCCGUUUAUGUCGUUCGCCAUGGUAGCAGAUACCCUGACCCUGGCGCCUACGCGGAAUGGCAGGCUCUGCAUGAAGCGAUUCAAUCUGCCAGCUUCCACGCCUCCGGGUCUUUGGAUUUCCUUGCCGACUGGAGCCCUGUCUUGAGCCAUCCAGACCAGCAAAUCGCUCAAGUGUCCAUCACCGGCUACAAGGAAUUGUACAAUCUUGGAGCUGACCUGCGGUUCCGGUACCCAACAUUCUACACAGACAACACCCCAUUCCUGCUCUGGGCGAACGAGUACCAGCGGACAAUUGAUUCUGCCAGACUGUUCGCCCGUGGUUACUUGGGUCCCAACUCAUCUUUGGCCGACAUUUACGCCAUCAAUGCGGACGCCACAGGAGCAGCAGGCAACUCUCUAGCGACUUCUGAUCAGUGCCCUCUUUUCAAAGAUGCCAGCGGAGGAAAUUAUGCCACUACCUGGGACUCGAUCUACCUCCCUCCUAUCACGGAGAGGCUAAACAAACUCAUUCACGGUAACCUGACCCUCACAGACAGUCAAGUCUCCAUCUUCCCGUACCUCUGUGGGUUCGAAACUCAGAUCACUGGGAGCACAAGCCCGUUCUGCGAUAUCUUUACCAAGGAGGAAAUUCUGCAGUACGAGUAUCGUCAGGAUCUGCGAUACUACUACGGAACAGGUGCUGGUGCCGGCAAGAACAUGACCGUCCAGUACCCAGUGCUUCAGGGUAUUGUGAAUCUCCUCAAAGAGGGACCGAAUGCCACCACUGAGACGAGCACUGGGUCUGAAAAGCUCCCACUUUUCAUUGUGGCCUUUACCCACGACAAUCAGAUUAACGAACUAGCUUCUAUCCUAGGCGUCUUUGACAGCCAGAAGCCGCUCUCCGCAAAGCGGAUUGAUAGCGAUAGAAUCUACGUCAGCAGCCGCACAUCACCCAUGAGGGGAACUAUUGCAUUUGAGCGUCUGAACUGCAAGGCCCGUAAGGGAAGCUCAGUCAAUGUGCGCAUCCUGAUCAACGAUGCUGUUUACCCUGUCCCAUCAUGCCGUUCCGGACCUGGCCAGAGCUGCCCUGUCGACGACUACGCCAAGUACGUCACCAAGCAGAAGCGCAAGUAUGGCUCUUAUGCGUCUGUCUGCGGGCUUUCGCAGGAUGAGUUGACGACAAUUGGGGAGGACGAGUCUGUCACUUUCUUCAAGAACCUGACACUGCCUUUUAUGACAGUUGUUAAACCCUGA
This is a messenger RNA of Aspergillus mulundensis, 1392 nucleotides long. RefSeq names its product putative histidine acid phosphatase. The record is from RefSeq and is a predicted model, not a curated record. NCBI's taxonomy places the organism in Eukaryota, Fungi, Ascomycota, Eurotiomycetes, Eurotiales, Aspergillaceae. Gene Ontology annotation, cellular component: fungal-type cell wall. The transcript has 8 exons. The coding region runs from base 1 to 1392 and encodes 463 amino acids. Gene Ontology annotation, molecular function: acid phosphatase activity.